AUUUAAAAUUCUUAAAUAAUAUUUCGAUUUGAUAUAUCGUUUUAUUUGUUUAAAACGUCAAACGUUAAAUAAUAUGCGGUAUAUUAAAUAAAUUUAUAGAAUUUUUACUCGAAAGGCAACUUGUAAAUAUUGAGAAAAAUAGAGGCGGUAAAUCCACUGCAUUUAUAUUUUCUGUUUGUUACUUAUCAUCAUGGAUAGUGAUUUCGAAAACAAGAUAAAAGAACUGAAAAGUAAAAUUAAAAGCUAUCCAGAUUUUCCUAAAGAAGGAAUUUUAUUCUGGGAUAUCUUUUCAGCCAUAUCAGAUGGUUCAACCUGCAAGUUACUGCAGAGUUUACUUGUACAAACUGUUAAACAGAACUUUCCGGAGGUACAAGCUGUGAUUGGUUUGGAGGCUAGAGGAUUCCUCUUCUCAUUCUCGAUUGCAGCAGAACUUGGUAUUGGCUGUUUACCUGUGAGGAAGAAGGGCAAGCUUCCCGGUGCAGUUGAAGCCUAUAAAUAUGAUUUAGAAUAUGGUUCGGAUGUAUUAGAGAUACAAAAGAAUGCAAUCCGUCCAGGACUAAAAUGCCUUAUUGUUGAUGAUUUGAUAGCAACAGGUGGUUCAGUAACUGCUACAGCGAAUCUAUUGAAGACAUGUGGUGCGGAGGUGAUUGGUUGUGUAGUCGUAAUGGAGCUUGUCACAUUAAAUGGACGGAAUAAUAUACCUGAUGGUAUACCUGUGUGUUCAUUGAUAAAAUAUGAUUAGUUAAAAGAUUAUGCUUUACAAAUUGAUGCUACAGAAUAAAAUUACAUUACAAUGGAGAUCUCAUAUAAUGGAAGUGGAUUUAACUCAUAAAAUGGAUACAAAGAUCCCAUCAGUCACUUUAUAAUGUAGAAUUCCCAUAUAACAUGUAUAUUCACCAGAAUGAGAUCUCCAUAUGACAUGUAACUAUUUGUUGGAAUAGGGUGACCAUGAAAAAUGUAACUUUAUUCAUCAGUGGAGUCAAAAUAAUAUUAGGCACUAUUACUAAGACAAUAAGUAGCAAACAUUGGCACCAAAUAGUUCACUGGUGCUGUUAUUUCUGUUUUGUAAGAGUUUUUUUUAUUAAUAACUAUAUAAACAAAACAGGACAGCCCAUGUGAAUUUAAAUCAUAGCCCCAAUAUCAAUAAGCUGAGAGUACAAAGUAAAAGAUUUAUUUUAUGCCUAUUCCAAAAACUAUAGACUAUUACUUUAAUUUUAAUAUCAUAAUUUUGACUUUUAAUAUUGUUUUCAAAAAUACUCAGUAAAUGUUUUUCAAAUUAGCAAUAAAAAUUAACGAAAAGGAAUACAACAUGUCAAUUUUAUUAAGAUAAUGAAAGAAAUGGUUUUGUAAUGUUUCUGCAGUGAAAACGCACGGUGAGAUGUAAAUUUGUCAAUUUCGAGAUUGAAAAAAUCCUGAACCAAUACAGUUUUAUAUUAAAUUAUGCUUAACGUUUGACAUAUCAGUAUAUUAUUAUUUUACAUUAU
Molecule: messenger RNA, 1484 nt
Organism: Papilio polytes (common Mormon)
Lineage: Eukaryota; Metazoa; Arthropoda; Insecta; Lepidoptera; Papilionidae
Gene: Aprt
Product: adenine phosphoribosyltransferase
Exons: 3
Coding region: 191-742 (183 amino acids)
Biological process (GO): adenine salvage; AMP salvage
Cellular component (GO): cytoplasm
Molecular function (GO): adenine phosphoribosyltransferase activity; adenine binding; AMP binding
Source: RefSeq, a predicted model, not a curated record